This is a messenger RNA of Carassius carassius (crucian carp), 1344 nucleotides long. RefSeq names its product translational activator of cytochrome c oxidase 1 (gene taco1). The transcript has 5 exons. The coding region runs from base 312 to 1145 and encodes 277 amino acids. Gene Ontology annotation, cellular component: mitochondrion. The record is from RefSeq and is a predicted model, not a curated record. Lineage: Eukaryota; Metazoa; Chordata; Actinopteri; Cypriniformes; Cyprinidae.
UAGUUUGUUCAGCGGUAGUGACGUUUAUAGUGUUGCUGCUUCUUGGGCUCGUGGGUCAUAAAUUAGCUCUGCAUUGCAAAAUAACUACGGUAUAAAUUGACUUUUUUGUUGUUGUUGUUCAUUUUCACAGGUAACAAUCACGGAAUAUAUUGAAUCAUGGUCGUAAACGUGUUCUUGAAACAAUCCGAUUAAAACGUGAAUGCUAGAAAGUUAAGACUUGGAAGUCAAAGACAUGACAUUUUAACAUUUGACCAAAGUCAUUUGCUUUGGUUACUUACAUAGCUACGCAUCUGUUUAGUAAGAGUCGCGUAAUGUUAGGAGACAUGAUUCUGAGGGCUUUCAGACUGACAGUGAGAGUGUCUGCAGUGGUUCAGUGUCCAGCCCUCCAUUCACACAGAGCACUGCACUCCAGCUCUGCGCUCUGGGCAGGACACAACAAAUGGUCCAAAGUGAAGGACAUUAAAAUCCCCAAAGAUGCUGCUCGAUCCCGAAUGAUUGUCAAGUACACCAUGAUGAUCAGGAUUGCAGUAAGAGAGGGAGGACCCAAUCCAGAAUUUAAUGUUGCUUUGGCACAAGUUCUAGAGCAGUGUCGGAACAAGAAUGUACCCAAAGCCACCGUAGAAGGAGCUAUAAAAGGAGCCAAGUCAAAGCCAGGAGUACAAUAUGUUUAUGAGGCCGCGGGACCUGGCGGGUGCACGCUGCUCAUUGAGGUUUUGACUGAUAACAACACGCGGUCCCAUCAAGAAAUCAAACGGAUCUUGAUGAAACAUGGUGGGGGGCUGUGUGAAGGAGCGCGCCGGAACUUUGACAGGAAAGGUGUUGUGGCCGCAUCCAGAGAUGGGAUCUCCUCUGAGAGAGCUCUAGAGCUGGCCAUUGAGGCAGGAGCUGAAGAUGUGCAGGAGAUAGAGGAUGAGGAGGAGCGACCCAUACUACAGUUUAUCUGUGACAUUGCGUCCAUGAAGGCUGUGCGGAGUGCUCUAGAAAGUCUGGGGGUACCCACGCUUUCAUCCGCUCUGGAGUUUGUUUCUCACACCCCGUCUCUCCUGACUCAGGCUCAGCUAGAGACCGCGUCCUCACUGCUGGAGGCUCUCAAUGACUGUCCUGAUGUGGUCCGGGUAUGGGAUAACAUCCAUGCACAGACCUAGAGUUCACAAUAAGUCAACUGACAAAUGGAAGAACACACAGAUAGAUGGACUAGUUAGUGAUCUACAUGCCUUAAGAGCAACUAAAAGAAAUGGUCAUGCUUGGCCAAAAUUUUUUGGACUUCACUUGGAUUUUUUGUGUGAUGGUAAAUAAAUAAUGAUAUACUGUAUCUUCAUCAUGGCAAUAAAGAAGAUAUUCAUA